UUGUUAUAUCAGAAUCGUAUUAAAAAACAAGGAAACGCUAAGCUUUUUGCGCAUUAUGAGCAGCAAUACAAAGCGGACCAUUUACGUAGGUGGGCUAGCCGAAGAGGUUGAUGAAAAGGUGUUACAUGCAGCAUUUAUACCUUUUGGAGAAAUUGUUGAUGUCCAAAUACCAUUGGAUUAUGAAUCUGAAAAGCAUAGAGGAUUUGCGUUCAUUGAAUUUGAAACAGCAGAAGAUGCAGCUGCAGCUAUAGAUAAUAUGAAUGAUUCUGAAUUGUUUGGCCGUACAAUAAGAGUAAAUAUUGCUAAGCCACAAAAGAUAAAGGAAGGUUCAUCAAAACCAGUAUGGGCAGAUGAUGCCUGGUUACAAGAACAUGCAGGAGAGACACUGAAGAAUGAUGAUAGUACAAAAACAACUGAAGUUACAUCAACGAAGAAAGCAAAGCAGACAAAUCCUCAAGUUUACUUUGACAUAAGCAUAGGAAAGCAAGAAGUAGGUAGAAUUAUUAUGAUGUUAAGAGCAGACAUUGUACCAAGGACUGCUGAGAAUUUUCGGGCUCUUUGUACGCAUGAGAAGGGAUAUGGAUAUCAGGGUAGCACCUUGCACAGGAUUAUUCCAGAUUUUAUGUGCCAAGGGGGCGAUUUUACAAAUCACAAUGGUACAGGUGGUAAAUCAAUCUAUGGCAACAAAUUCGAGGAUGAAAAUUUUGAACUGAAACACACGGGUCCAGGAACUCUAUCAAUGGCCAAUUCUGGCCCAAAUACGAAUGGCUCCCAGUUUUUCAUGUGCACAGCCCGAACAGAUUGGUUGGAUGGAAAACAUGUUGUUUUUGGACACGUUCUCAGUGGAUUAGAUGUACUCAAAAAAGUUGAAAAAUGUGGAACAAAAGCAGGCUCACCGACACAAAAAGUUGUCAUAACUGCUUGUGGAGAAUUAGUAUAAUUUUUAUGUACAUAAAAAUUUUGUAAUAAAUGAGAUUUUAUAUAA
Molecule: messenger RNA, 985 nt
Organism: Linepithema humile (Argentine ant)
Lineage: Eukaryota; Metazoa; Arthropoda; Insecta; Hymenoptera; Formicidae
Gene: cyp33
Product: cyclophilin-33
Biological process (GO): protein folding; protein peptidyl-prolyl isomerization
Cellular component (GO): intracellular membrane-bounded organelle
Molecular function (GO): peptidyl-prolyl cis-trans isomerase activity; RNA binding
Source: RefSeq, a predicted model, not a curated record